Molecule: messenger RNA, 1915 nt
Organism: Vigna umbellata (rice bean)
Lineage: Eukaryota; Viridiplantae; Streptophyta; Magnoliopsida; Fabales; Fabaceae
Product: cytokinin hydroxylase-like
Molecular function (GO): heme binding; monooxygenase activity; oxidoreductase activity, acting on paired donors, with incorporation or reduction of molecular oxygen
Source: RefSeq, a predicted model, not a curated record
AGGUUGAGUCACGCAUCAAAUUCCCAUCAAAUAGCCAUAACCAUCUCACACAAUAACCACCCUUUUACUUCUCAUUUCUCAACCCAACAACAACAUCAUCAGCAACAUCAACAUAUCCUCGUAUAUUACCACCAUGGCUAUGGUGGUCCUCACACCCCUUUUGCUCAUACUCCCUAUUCUCCUACUUAAACUCCUCUACGACAACCUCUCGUGUUACUGGUUCACCCCUCUACGCAUAAAAAAGAUCAUGGAGAUGCAAGGUGUCCGUGGCCCCAAACCUAGUUUCUUCACAGGCAACAUCUUGGACAUGGCUUCCCUUGUCUCCAAAACAACCUCCCAAGACAUGAAAACCAUAAGCCACGACAUUGUUGGUCGUCUUCUCCCACAUUUCUUGCUUUGGUCUAUCCAAUUUGGAAAGAGAUUUCUAUAUUGGAAUGGAACAGAACCGAGGCUUUGUCUCACUGAGACCGAAUUGAUCAAAGAGUUCCUUUCAAAAUACAGUACGGUAUCUGGGAAAUCCUGGCAGCAAAGGCAGGGUUCAAAGAAUUUCAUUGGGCAAGGACUGUUGAUGGCAAAUGGUGAAGAUUGGUACCACCAACGUCACAUCGUUGCCCCUGCAUUCAUGGGAGACAGACUUAAGAGCUAUGCUGCACACAUGGUGGAAUGCACUAAGGAGAUGCUCCAAUCACUCAAAAUUGCGUCAGAGUGUGGCCAAACUGAGGUGGAGAUUGGUCACUACAUGACUAAACUCACUGCAGAUAUUAUCUCUAGGACUGAGUUUGGUACAAGCUAUCAGAAAGGGAAGAAAAUAUUCCACCUUCUCACACUGCUGCAGAGUCGUUGUGCUCAAGCAAGCCGUCAUCUUUGCUUUCCCGGAAGCAGGUUUUUCCCAAGCAAGUAUAACAGAGAGAUAAAGUGUUUGAAGAUGGAGGUGGAGACUCUGCUGAUGGAGAUCAUACAAAGCAGAAAAGACUGUGUGGAGAUCGGAAGAAGCAACUCUUAUGGGAAUGAUCUGUUGGGUAUGCUCCUGAACGAGAUGCAGAAGAAAAAAGGGAAUGGAAACAGCAUCAAUCUGCAGCUAGUGAUGGAUCAAUGCAAAACAUUUUUCUUUGCCGGACACGAAACCACUGCCCUUUUACUCACUUGGACAGUCAUGUUACUCGCCAGCAACACAUCAUGGCAGGACAAAGUCCGAGAAGAGGUUAGAACUGUCUGCAAUGGAGAAAUUCCUUCUUUGGAUCACCUCUCCAAGCUCACUCUUUUGCACAUGGUGAUUAACGAAUCACUGAGGUUGUAUCCUCCAGCAUCGGUGCUUCCGAGAAUGGUGUUUGAAGACAUAGUACUAGGUGACCUUUACAUCCCAAAGGGGCUGUCGAUUUGGAUCCCUGUGUUGGCCAUUCAUCACAGCGAAAAGCUAUGGGGAAAAGAUGCAAACGAGUUCAACCCAGAGAGGUUCAGUUCGAAGUCAUUCGUUCCCGGUCGUUUUCUACCCUUUGCUUCUGGUCCUAGAAAUUGCGUUGGACAAGCCUUUGCUUUAAUGGAAGCUAAGAUCAUAUUAGCCAUGUUGAUUUCUCGGUUCAGCUUCACCAUUUCUGAAAAUUACCGUCAUGCCCCCGUCGUCGUUCUCACCAUCAAGCCCAAAUAUGGGGUUCAGGUUUGUUUGACGCCAUUGGAGCCAUGAGGGAUCUUCCAUUUUCAGAGAUGAAAGAGAGUUUUUGUCUUUUAUGGUGCGGAUAUAUAUAAUAUACUAUAUCUAUAUAACAAUGGUCAUCUUGAUCUUGAUGAGCAUUCUUGUAAUUUUUUAUUUCGACUUUUUUUACAACCAUCGCGGGAGAUAGAGAUGAAAUAAUGAUUGCAAGGAUUAGGAUAUGUAAAUUAGAAGAAACUUGAAUGAAAGAACACGUAUUUAUCUCUU